GGAGUUGACCGACACACGCCGACAGAGGAGUAACCCGACACACCGCUGAGACAACGCCAUCGUUUAUAUAUUUGCCUCGGGAGUGAAGUCACAGCCAUGUAUCUGAACAGGGAAGAGGACAACAGCAAAGGCUCAGUGUCCCUCAGUGUGUUCCUGGUCUCCCUCGCAGUGACAGUGUGUGCAGUUUGGCUGGUAGCUCUUUGUGGCGUCUGUGGUUGGUGUCAACGCAAGCUGGGGAAGAGGAAUAAGCCAGGAGUGGAAACAGCAGACACUCCAGACUCGGCACGUGGGCGAGGGGAGAAGAAAGCCAUCAAUGAUCUAGACAGAGACUUUUGGAAUAACAAUGACAGCAGCACAGUGCAGCAGAGGUGGAGCUCCUAUCCGCCCAAGGAGUUCGUACUAAACAUUUCUCCCUAUGCCCCAUAUGGAGAUCCUCGCCUCACACUCAAGUGAGUCUUGGUCCAAGGUUGGUAAGAGACUUCCCCCUCAGCAGGGCUGUAACGAGGCAGGGGCACUGCCAAUCUGCUUUCCCUUCCCCCCUCUCCUUGCAUUCCUCUCCUCUCCCCUCCAGACACCAUCCACGUUUUCUAGCCUUGCAGUCACCAACCACAAGCCGCUCAUCAAAUUGAACCAUCAGAUGUGGAUUUUAUAAUGCCUGACAGCUUAUUAAAUCCACCUAGUUUCCAUAAUCUCGAUUAUUUUUUUCUCCUCCCGAGGACCAAAUUUUCUCAUGAGUAACCGAGGAUUUUUAGCCGAGGGCCUUCUAAAAAAGCCCAUUCUAUAAAUGUCAUAGAAUCGCAGUCUGCACAAACUGCACAUUGUGAGACUUAUUAUUGCCACAUAAUGCGAUUUCCAUCAACAAUAGUAAUAACGACAACAAUAACAACCCACCCAAUGUUAGCACACUGGAGGGCAGGGGUGGUUACUAAUGAUUACUCAUAAUCUGCUUGGGAAAUGUGUAGUGUAGGAAAAUGUCAUACACGCACAUUAAAGUGUCUCCGCGGCGGCAGCAGCCCAUCAGACUAUUACUGCAGCGGCAAAGCGGCACAGCCCUGUGAUGACCUCGGGCUAAUUUUCUGCUGCGACUCCUCACAUCCUGUCACCUUUUAAUGAACACAAACACGCAUGUUCAGAUGCCCCCCUACUCCCUACAGCCCUGCCGGUCCCACUAACUUCUGACCUUUAACCCCUCACCUCUCUCCCAUGGGCUCUAACCAUGGAGACGGACAACCCUCGUAGCCCUUCUCUCCGAACGAUAUGUGCAUACUUUAACCCACCUUCUCUGUAAUCUGUGUAUCUCCCCCGUCUUUUGCUCGUGUGACCUGAAAAUCUGCCAGUUGUUGUUGUUGUUGUUGUUUUUCGUGGAGGGUUGACCGUGUUCACCUGUGAUUUACAUCCAUCUGUGGUUUUCUCUCUGAUCCCCAUCAACCCUAAUAUCUGAUGUGUGCUGCACUAACAUUGCAGCACUUGAACUGUGUCUACUGUCUUUCACGUUGGGAGAUAAGCUAACAGUGUUUUUCUACGUGAUGAAAUAAAAGUAAUUUUUUCACUCACUUGGCACUUGAAUCCAAUAAAGCGCGAGCAAGGUCAUACCUAUCUCCCUCCGGGCACCGAGAGGACUCUAAGCUUAGACAUCCUGCUGCCAGACACCUGUCUGAUAAACUGUCUAAUAACUGGUCAUCUUUAAUAGACCUAGCUGUUGAGGACUGUGUGUUAAAUUGCCUGGAGAGAGGAGGUGGCGGUGUGCUUAGGAAUGCGGUGGAUAUAUGGAUUAGUGUCUCUAAACUCUGCCUGAAGAUGAUGGCUGCUGAUCUCAGGAAACCAGCUUUAGACCCCAGUGCUUGUGUUUUGAGAAGUCCAUCUCUUUCCACCCCCCCACCCCAACCGCCCAAGAUUGUUAUUUUUUUUGCUGUUUUUCAGCAGUCUUUGCAAGCUUUUCAGUCUGGCCGGCAGUUAUAAAGAAGAAAAAAAAAAAAAAAACUUUUCACUGCCGUAAUGCUGAAAUGAAAUAAGACUAGGGGACGACCUCCCGACUCCAGCUGAUAAUAUGCCGUUAAAGCUAACAGAGAGCUGGGAAAUCAUUUCCUGUUUGAGAUUCUCUCGAGAUCAGCAGCUUUCAAUCUCUGUAAUGACGCUGGGCCUCAUUUAUCAAACAGGUUACCUUCCCUGCACGAUCAAUCUCCAUGUUUAAGCAUUUAUUGGACGGGGGGUUCAAUACUAUAAUAUUUCAAUAUUGAACCUGCUAGUUAUUUAAUGUCAACAACUGUCAUGACACAAUCUUGACAAACUGACAUCAGCCAUUUUUCAAAUUUUGGCAUCAAGUUUGUGAGAAUUAGAUUUUUUGCACAUUACACUUGUGAGUUUAUUUCUUUUAUAAAUCACUGCUGCUGCUACUUCUGACAGUCUGUCAGAAACAGGAUCUGAAUGGUAUAUCCCAGUAAAUGCUCUCAGUGAUUCAUGGUCCCGUUUAUUUAUGUCUUCCUACUCUCAAUAAAGAGUAAAGACGUUCACCUUGUGCCAGGCUCAAUAAAUGAGGCCCGCGUCUCCUGUGUUGACCGUUGCUUCAGCAGUGUCACCCAUGCCGUGGUUGUGAUUGAUGACUUAUCCACAUGCACUGUCAGGUCAAUUGGUCAGAAUUAAAUGUGAAAGGUGACCUUCAAAGGGACAUCAUGUGAGCGUAGCACAACCCAAGCCCCACCCCCCCUCGCCCACCUCGAUCCCGAGCCUCCACACCAGACGAUAGCGUCUUCUGUGCCUCCUAUCUGGUGUCUCCUGGAGCAGGAGCACCAUGCAUAUUAAUGAAAUGUAUUCAUGUCACCAGAGGGCACUACUGUGCUUUAUUUUUGAUCAUCACUGCUUUCAGAGUCUAAAUGACAUUUUAAACCUUAAACCAGUUGUGAGAGGAAAUCUGAGCUGACAACUGCUCUGACGCAUGAACACUGAUUAAUUUGUGUAACUUUUGGAGGUCGAUAUGAUUAGAUUGCCCUCAUGAUCCUCUCUACUGUGUGGUGCCAGUAUUUCACUGCUUCCUGUUGACUCCUGUUAAUGCUAAGUGGUGAUCAGAUGACAAAUAGAUCUUUAAAAAAAUGAAAUAUUACACAUUAGGAUCUAAAAAUAGAGUGUAAUCGAUGUUUUACAGGAACGGAAUGCGCUUGUGUUUAACCAAAUGUCACGUUGGACGACUUCCCAAAAGAGUCGAUCAUUUGCUCAUGAGGCACUCAAGUACAAGCCAUCCUGCUGCCAUUGGAUUGCUUUGUGUAGUCGUGCAUCACAAGCCCCAAAAUGCCUAAAUGAAUGAAGAGAACUCAAUAACCGAUGUCCGCACACAAGUGAAUCCUGGCAGCUGUAGUAUUGGUCCUCCAGGCCCCAAAGGAGCAACUUCUUGCUGGUUUUCAACCCUCCACAGGCUCCCUGUAGAUUCUUCUCCUCCACCUCUUCCUCCCUGCUCUCCUCUCCCCCAAUCCACACUGGGCUCCAGACCUUUUUUCCUCCACCUGCCUCUCUCUUGGCCUGGAAAACUAGACCUGCCCCCUCACACACUCUACUGAUCUGUCUCACUCCCCUUUAGCCAUGUGGUUGCUCAAUCUAUUUUCCUGUGUGUGUUUGUGUGUUCGUGUCGGUCUUUCCUCACACUCUCUGGUCUUUUUCUCCUCUGCCUGCUGUUAUUCUCCCUCUUCUGUACCCUCUAUCUGCCAUGGGACCUCCGCUCCCUGCCUCUGUCUCUUAGUGGGGCAGUGUCAGGGGGUCAGAAGGGGGCAGCAACAGGGCAUGGGGAUGAUGGGGGGGGUCCUUAUCGCACUGACAGCGUGAAGAGCAUGGUGACAGAGGGAGCGAAGGCCG
Molecule: messenger RNA, 3840 nt
Organism: Acanthopagrus latus (yellowfin seabream)
Lineage: Eukaryota; Metazoa; Chordata; Actinopteri; Spariformes; Sparidae
Product: synaptotagmin-7-like
Exons: 4
Coding region: 97-453 (118 amino acids)
Source: RefSeq, a predicted model, not a curated record